GUUCCGGAGGCUUCUGGGUAGCGAAUUACCCCCGCCCCCCGCACCGGCGCCUUCCUUUCCGUCCCUAACGCCGCAGAAGUCGCACGCGCGAGGCUUCUUUGCCGCCGCCAAGAUGCGCUACGUCGCCUCCUACCUGCUGGCCGCCCUCGGGGGCAAUUCCUCUCCCAACGCCAAGGACAUCAAGAAGAUCUUGGACAGCGUGGGCAUCGAGGCGGACGACGACCGGCUCAACAAGGUCAUCAGUGAGCUGAACGGAAAGAACAUCGAGGACGUCAUUGCCCAGGGUAUUGGCAAGCUGGCCAGCGUGCCUGCUGGCGGGGCUGUGGCCGUCUCUGCGGCCCCAGGAGCUGCAGCUCCUGCUGCGGGUUCUGCCCCAGCCGCAGCAGAGGAGAAGAAGGAGGAGAAGAAGGAGGAGUCGGAAGAGUCAGAUGACGACAUGGGGUUCGGCUUGUUUGACUAGAGCCCACUCCCCUGUAAAUAAAACCCUGUUGACGUA
Molecule: messenger RNA, 496 nt
Organism: Mesoplodon densirostris (Blainville's beaked whale)
Lineage: Eukaryota; Metazoa; Chordata; Mammalia; Artiodactyla; Ziphiidae
Gene: RPLP2
Product: ribosomal protein lateral stalk subunit P2
Exons: 5
Coding region: 113-460 (115 amino acids)
Biological process (GO): cytoplasmic translational elongation
Cellular component (GO): cytosolic large ribosomal subunit; ribosome
Molecular function (GO): structural constituent of ribosome
Source: RefSeq, a predicted model, not a curated record